AUGCUGACCUUCACCUCCCCAGCGAUCGCGUUGGCCGCGAUAUUCCUCAACUCAGGAAGCACAGUAGGUCCUUCAGAAGCCCAUCCCGUGCCCACCUGGGGAGCUCUCACCCCCUACCACGAAGCAUCUUCCUUUGGCGCUUCUCGCGGGGUACCACAAGGGUGCAGAUUAUCUCAAGCCCAUGUCCUCCAUCGACACACUGAGCGGUAUCCCACUUCUUAUUUUCUCGAGGGUGGCCAAGUUGAGGUUCUGGCGAGCAAAGUCGCGAGUUACAAGAGCGAACAUCCAAACACGGGUUUCGCAACAGGUCCACUGUCCUUUCUAAAUGACUGGGAUUAUGUCUUUGUUGGUGGUGGAACAAACACGCUCCUUUCCUCCGGCACUGCAACGGCUCAGGCUGCGGGUGCCGAGUUUUGGAGCCGGUAUGGACGGCUGCUUUACAAUGCGGGCUCGGACAAUCUGUUUUGGCAGGAGUCGUUGAAUGUCUUUCCCAAUGGUACUGCGCGGCCAAAGCCUGUUUUUCGGACUACUUCUGAGAAGAGAAUUCUUGAGAGCGCGAGAUGGUGGCUGAACGGAUUCUUCGCCGAUGGUGAUGCUACUAGCGCCCAUGAUCACUACAACCUGUUAGUUAUUCCAGAAGGUCCGGGCCUGAACAAUACUCUUGCGCCAUACGAUGUAUGCUCGGGUGACAUGACAGAAGGCGAGAAAGCUCUGACCGAGGAUUUCAUCCCUCUGUUCACAGCCAGCGCUCUUACUCGCCUCUCCAGCCUCCUGCCUUCGGAAUUCAACCUCACAGCCCUAGACAUAUACGCUAUGAUGAACCUCUGCCCUUUUGAAACCACAGCCCUGGGCGCCUCAUCUUUCUGCGCCCUCUUCACCGAGCAAGAGUGGAAAGACUACGACUACGCAUCCGAUCUCCACUUCUACGGCGAUUACAGCUUUGGAUCACCUUCCGGACGCGCCCAGGGCAUUGGAUACGUCGUGGAGCUCUCUGCCCGCAUUUCCGGUGAACUGCUUCACCGCGGCGAUGUGGGGAUUAACUACACCUACGACAAUAAUGAGGCGACAUUCCCGAUCCACCAGCCGGUGUACAUGGACAUGGCGCAUGAUGAUACGAUUAUCUCGGUUCUGACAGCGCUCGGAUUAGAGCAGUUCAAAGAGGGUCCGGAUGGUCUUUUCGGCGCAGUUGAACAUGCGCCAGAACAUACCUUCCGGGUGCGAGAUGUGACUCCCUUCGGUGCUCGGUUAAUCGCAGAGAUUUGGAGCUGUGGCAAUGCGACUGACUUUACAAAUCUCGAGCCUGUUCUUUACCAUAACCUGCCAGAUGAGGAUGAUGGUGCAAAGGACCACAUCCGGUUCGUAUUAAACGGGGGGCCGAUAGCGCUUGACGGGCUGAGUGGCUGCGAAGAAGCUGUCAAUGGGUUCUGUGAGCUUAAGGGCUUCCUAGGGGGUAUUGCGGAGUUGAAAAAGCAAGCUCAGUACGACUAUGCGUGCAGUGGAGACUAUAAAGUGGAGGGGCAAGUUGAAAAUGGUGUUCCGUCUUAA
This is a messenger RNA of Penicillium robsamsonii, 1545 nucleotides long. RefSeq names its product histidine phosphatase family protein. Gene Ontology annotation, molecular function: acid phosphatase activity. The record is from RefSeq and is a predicted model, not a curated record. NCBI's taxonomy places the organism in Eukaryota, Fungi, Ascomycota, Eurotiomycetes, Eurotiales, Aspergillaceae. Bases 1 to 1545 code for a protein of 514 amino acids. The transcript is spliced from 3 exons.